Brachypodium distachyon (stiff brome) is the source of this 574-nucleotide messenger RNA. Its product is annotated as basic blue protein. NCBI's taxonomy places the organism in Eukaryota, Viridiplantae, Streptophyta, Magnoliopsida, Poales, Poaceae. Gene Ontology annotation, cellular component: plasma membrane. Gene Ontology annotation, molecular function: electron transfer activity. The transcript has 2 exons. The coding region runs from base 52 to 474 and encodes 140 amino acids. The record is from RefSeq and is a predicted model, not a curated record.
UCAUCUUCUGCCAAGAAAAAAAAAAUACCCAGGUUCUUUGGCCGGCUAGAUAUGGCACGGGGAAGCAGGAGCAUCAGCGAGGUUGGGUACGGUCGCCUUGGGGUUGGGCUGCUUCUGGCGAUCGUCUUGAUGCUGCAGGUCGGCAGCGAGUUGGCGGCGGCGAGGGAAUGGGUAGUCGGCGACUCGAGUGGCUGGACCUUCGGCGUCAUGACAUGGCCCAACAAGCCCGACUUCAAACGCUUCAGGGUAGGCGAUGUGCUCGUGUUCAAUUACGACCCCAAUCUGCACAACGUCAUCAUGGUGGACUCCUUCGGGUUCGGCACUUGCACUAGGCACCCUGACAACGCGACGGUGUACAGCUCCGGCAACGACCGCAUCACCCUCGGCAGCAGCGGCGUGAUCAACUUCAUCUGCGGCAAAGGGGAGCACUGCUACAAGCAGGGGAUGAAGAUGUCGCUCACUGUCAGGCAAUGAUUGAUAAUGGAAAAUUAAUAUGAAUUAAUCCGAGUGGUGUUUUCUUUCUUUUUCUUGGUUGUUUGCAUCAUCUUGAUGAGCAAUAAAAAAGAGUUCUACA